AUGGAUGGAUCAGGUUCUACAGGGGAGGAGUACAGGAGAACAGUAAGGUGAGUGAAUGAAUAUUGCAUGAUCACAUUGAGAGUUCAGCAUAUUUGAUUGAUAUAGUCUCUUAAAGAGUACUGUCAAUAUUCCAUGUGAUAUUCCUUCUGUCUUCAGCCAAUUGAUCCAGGGGCUGAUUGAUGGGGAGGAAGAGUUUGUGAAGGUGAUGAAGGACUUUACGUCCCACUACCUGCACCACUUAGACACCAGCCCUGAUGUCCCCAUCAACAUCAUCAACCAGAAAGAAACCAUCUUCCGCAAUAUCAAGGACAUCAUGGCUUUACAUGAGAGGUGAGAACGUCACAACUGUUCUCUUUGUCGAGAAUAAAAUGUCACAACUGUUCUCUUUGUCAAAUAAAACGAGGUAAAUACUGUCCUUAUUUUCCUAUCCCCUCCUCAGGUCUAUUCUGCCUAGGCUGAGCGAGUGUUCUACUGAUGAUGAUGUGGCCAUGCACCUGGUCAAACAUGCAGAGGACUUUGAGAAGUAUCUGCAGUACAUGAUGGGCCAAACACAGGCAGAGACCUGUGUGACUGACAAGACCAUCCAGCAGUACUUCAAGGUAUGCAAUCAGAUCAUUUACCAUAAUGCACAAAAAUCAACCCCCACACCCAGAAGAAAAACAAUUUGCUCUCACAUGCUCCCAGUUUUCCAUGCUGACAUUCACGUGUAUUGACCUUUGUGUUCCAGCAUAACACGGAGACAGAGCCUGAGCACCCCAAAACUGCAGUGCUGGAUGUCAUCACCUUCUUACAGAGACCAGUGGAGAGGAUUCAGACCUACCAGGCCUUACUCAAGGUCAGUGCUCGUUAUCCAUUUCUAAGUGUCCAUUUUGAGACCUUUAAUCCAUGUAUUUCUCCCGGUGUGUGUGUGUGUGUUUGUAUGUUGACAGGAGCUGAUCAAGAACAAGGCUAAGUGUGGGAAAAGCUGCCGUCUGCUGGAGGAUGCAUUCUCCAUGGUGUCCUGUCUGCCCUGGCGUUCUGACAACCUGCACCAGGUGUCUCUGAUUGAGAACUACCCUGCCCCACUCACUGCACUGGGGGAACCCGUCCGCCAGGUAACUCACCCCUGACCCACAAAGAGUGGUUCAGCUCUACCUGGGGAUGUUGUUAGCUCCAGAGAAGGGAUAGAUGACUACAUCAACGUGUCCAGAAUACCUGAGGUCAGGUGUCCCGUAACAACCCAUGACAGUUGUUGCUUCAAGGCUGAGGGGGACACGGCAUCAUUGAAAGUUUAAAUGUCAAUUAACUGACAGGAUAACACUUGCAAUGCACCAUCUUGAUUGCAUGUUUGAGAUGUGAUUGAAGUAAUUUCUUCAUUGAUAAUGCAGCUCCAUCUGAAGCUUUGAUACCAGGUCUUUCCUCCUCCCAGGGUUCCCUCACUGUGUGGGAGGAGUCUCCUGAGAUCAAGACGUCCUCCAGGUGGCACCAGAGGCAGGUGUUUCUCUUUAAGGACUGUGUCCUCCUCUGUAAGCUCAAGAGAGACCCCUGCAUGAACUCUGACACCUAUGCCUUCAAGAACAAGAUGAAGGUAAAACCUGGCCCUCAUCCUUUGCCUCAGUCAAUGUAAAUGUAUAGUCCAAAUCCCUGCAGCAUACAUAUUGUGUUACCGACUGGGGUUCGAACCUAGGUCUCCUGUGAGCCACAAGACUUUGAUAUCCCUCUGAGCUAAAACCUAUGCAUUAGCUUGGGGAGAUAAGUGUUCAGGUUUCAGGCAAGGCUACUCAUCAUAUGAGUGUGGCAAGGUUAUUAUAGUUUUUUUUUUUUAUAUUCGUUUUUAUUUCUAUUAGUUUUAUGAUUUUAAUUUGAGAUUCAGUUAAGUUUCAGUUAGUUUUCAGACCUUAUUACAUUUUUGUUUUAUAAAAGUAUUUAUAUUUCGUUUUUAUAUUAUUUAGUUUCAGUUUACUAAAUUGUUUUUUCAUAAUUAGUUUUAGUUUUAGCUUGAGUUUUUGUUUACAAUAAUAACCUUGGAGUGUGGUUUCCCGAACCAUCUACAUUGCACAUAGAGUACCUUCCUUGUAAUAUGAGCGUCUCCCCCUCCCCAGCUGAAUGAUGUGGAGGUGAAGGAGACAGUGGGGGGAGAUGAGAAGUCCUGGGAGCUGUGGCACGAGCACCGCGGCUCAGUGAGGAGGUACACACUGCAGGGUCACUCCACCCUGCUCAAGCUGUCCUGGCUCAAAGACCUGAGAGAGCUGCAGCAAUGCUCCAGCCUGACUGCCUGCAGUGAGUUCCUCUAUGACUAUGUAUUUUGGCACUGUCCAUUGUUAAGUCUGCCUAAUACUAUCACUGGUUCGGUCCUCUGUUAACUCUAUCCAAUGUUAGCUCUGGGCAGCAGUAGGUCUAUGCUGCCUGGUCUCCUCCCAUCAUUACAGUAGUCUUGUGGGUGUUUCUUUAGGUCCACCAGAGUUCGAAGUUCUCCUGGCUGACUGCACAACAAAGAUCGGGCAGACAAUCAAACUGACCUGCAAAGUCAAAGGAACACCCAAACCAGUGUUCAGCUGGUUCAAAGGUAAAAGAGUGAGCAGCAUAGUAAUCCAUUUUUGUUUUUUUACAAACAAAAAGGCAAGAAAAAAAGAAAACACUUUUUAAACAGCAGUACAGUCUCUUUGACGCUCUGAAAUGACAUCACUUCCCCAGACGGCCUGGCCCUAGAGGACAGCCCCCACCACAUCAUCACUGCAGACCGGGCAGGCACCUGGUGUCUCAUCCUGGACGGGGUCACUCCCAAGGACUCUGGACAGUACAUGUGCUACGCCUCCAGCUCCGUGGGUCAUGCUAGCACACUGGCCAAGAUAGUGGUGGACGGUGAGUCAACAGCCACUUACAGUAGCUUUGGUGCUGAACUCAGCACCCACAGUCAGGGAUGGCAGAGCAUUCAGUCCAUAGAGAUCCUACUACAUUUUCUAUGUAUUAUUUAUUAUUGAAUGUGUUAGUGUAUUCUAAUUCCAAGUUCUAUGAUUCAGUCUACCUCACUCAUAAAUCACAUGCUGAUGAAGAUUAGGUCUUAAAUACACUGAAAUACACAAAUCGUACACAUAUGAUUGUACUAUCUAACAUGUUACGGUAUACUCCAUGUCCUAUUCUGCAAAGAUAAUAAAUAAUGCGUAGACUGAAGGAACUCAUUACUUCCUGUCGUACAGCACCCCCCAGGUUCAUUACUAGGCUGCAGAGUGCAUGUCUGCUGGAGGGAGAGGACGUCCAGUUUACCUGCUCCACACACAGCACACCGCUACCCCGAAUCAGGUAUGGUGCAGUAAAUUGCGCUGGAUCUACAGAUGUAGUAUCUUAAUUUGAUCACUGUGUUGCAGGACAACUUUAAAACUUUAAGUGUAUUUGAGGUUUAAAAAGUAUUCUGAAAUUUGUAAUUUCCCUUUUGAAAUGUCAGACUUGAUUUUCCCUCACGAAACAUGUAUCAACCCCUACAAAAAUGUCCAUUAAUUAUAAUCCAUAUAAUGGAUUGUAGCAAACUGGCUCAAAUUAAGAUCCUACAUCUGUACUCAGUAUUCCCCUACUAUGUCAUGUGAACCUGGGCUCCCAGGAUUCAAUGUUUGAACCAUACGUGUUAAGAUUCCCAUUGAGAUCCACCCACACGUUGUUAUUUGGUUGUGUGCCCUGGCAUGCUCUGGGCAGGUGGUUUAAGGAUGGCAGAGAGCUGACAGACCAGAGGAAGUACCACAUAGAGAGUGAUGCCCGCAGUGGGAUUCUCACUCUCACCAUCAUGAACCCUGGAGAGACAGACCUGGGACAGUAUGAGUGUGAGGUAUGCCUACAGGAUAUAUAUGAAAUCCCCUUUAUGUAGUUCAUAUGUAAUGCUUCUUCAUAACACGUAGGAAUAACAUUAAGGUACAAUAUACUGUUGCUUUUCUUCUAGGAGCUUUUGUGCACUGUUAUAAAUUAGUGAAUUUAAAAUGAGAAAUCUUGUUAUAUUUCAGCUGUGGAACCAGUUGGGCAGUGCCAAGAGUAAAGCAGAGCUGUGCGCCGCCUUCACACAAGUGAUUGACAGUCAGCCUGACCAACCACAGGUCCUCUUGACCAAAGGUAGGAGAGUUCCACCCAAUCAAGGUAAAUCUCCACCUCAGAGUAAGGAAGCAGGUUUUGAUAAGAAGGCUAUCUACACUAUAAGACUGGUUAAUAGGAUGACAGUCUAAUAUAUUCUAGGAUAAAGACCCUACAGCUCCAGCUAUACUGAUUUCUCAUGAGAGACAAGAAUAAAUCUUGUGUUAUCCCAGUUUUAUUCUGUGGACAAUAUACAUUUAGUGUUAACUGACGAGGGAUUAGGAAAGCACAUGCCAUGGUCAUUCCUUAGUUUCACCUCACUUCACUUUUACCUCAAAUCACUUCACUUUAUCUCUGUUUUCACACUGUCAGUCAUCAUUGCCAUUCCUCAUUUUCAAUUUGGAUUGUCUCAUUACCUAGGUUACCCUUUCUCACCCCUGAAACCAUAAAAACUUCCAGUCAUCUACAUUAGAUAUCAUACCAAUCAACAUAGAUAUCAUACCAUUCCUAGUUGUACAUAUUCAUGAAAGACAUUGAUACACUUUAGUAUUGGAUGUUUUGAUUUGUGUUUUCAUAAUGUUUCCAUCUUUCAGAAAUGAAUAGUAUUGGAACGGACCGGGUCAUUUACCCCCCAUUUGACUGAUCUUGGUGGAUUUCCAAAAGCUUUUCCAAACAGGAGAAAUAAGGGGCCAUAGCUCAUUUACAUCUAGGGGUGUUUCCCAGACACAGAUUAAGCCUAGUUCUAGACUGAAAAGCACUUUAAAUGGAGAUUCUCCAUUGAUCUUGCUUCUUGGUCCAGGACUAGGCUUAAUCUGUGCCCGGGAAACCACCCCUCAGAGUCCAUAUCAGGACCUACUUACGUUUAAUCCAUAACAAAUACCUUUAACACAUUUAAGUCACCAAGUACAUUCAAUUAGUUCAUUUAUUUAAAAAAAAAUAUGAUAGAUCACAGGCAUUGCAGUAUGUAUAAAUUGCUUUCCUUCAUGAGCUAUGAUUUCACCUCUAAGUAGUUUUCCUUUAGGCUUUUGGACACCAAUUGAUCAUGUGACUCCAUCCAUUCUCUGUAACCCUGCUCUCCAUCCCACUUCCUAUGUAGUCCCCCGAGCAGGAAGUACCUCACAGAACCUUCAUCAUGUAAGUCUUAUCAUGUUCCCAGUAUCAUGGACCCAGUGCAUGUGGAUGGGUCCUCCUCUCUCCUCUCCAACGCAUGCCCAGUUAACUCUCCACUCCUACCCAUACAAGAUGGUCAUGUGCUGGACGUCAGGCACCCCUUAUGCCCCCCCCCCCCCCCCCCCGGGGAGUGGGCAUGUGUCCAUGUCCUCCUGUUCAUGGGCUGAUUUACAAACUAUUGGGUGUCCAUCAAGUCUGGAGGUAAGACGUGCACUGGUUAUUAUGUUCUAGAGGUAAGGGUACUGUACGUUCCUAAUAUUUGCUUUAAUUUUGCACAUUAAACAUUUUUAAAUAGACAGUUGUUAAUGCCUCGACACGCUUCGCCUCCGUCACAAGUUAGCAUGGCUUUAAAAAAUAUAUUAAGUUUAAAGGUCAGCUAAUGUGAAGUAAUGAUUUUGGAUUAUAAAACUCUAAGUGGACCUAAAAGCAUCUGUCAGUCUGUGAGUGGUGUCAUUGUGCUUCCUCCAGACUCAGAGGGCUGGUCCACUGCCAUGGUGAAGCAAUGGCUGCAGACAGACUUCAGCCCCACAUCUAUCAUCAAAAUGCUCUUCCAGCCUGGAUACACUCAGCCGUGAGUCUACCUGACAGAACUGUGAUACAUUAUCAUACUACUGCAUCGUCUCUCUCUCUAUCCCAAUAUAUGCACUGUCUCUAUAUCUAUCCCAAUAUUUUCUCUACAGAGCUGAGGGUGGCCCAGAGGAAAGGGACCCCACCACCAGAGGCCACGUGGAGGUGCCACAGUUCCCCAAUGAUCUUGAGGAGAGACCUGAGGUUGAGGAGGAACUUUAUGUCCCUGAGACCAUACAGGAAAUGACAACAGGUACUUGAACUGUACACACUCACACUGUAGUUCCUUUUUUUUGUUUUUGAAGUGGCUACUGUGCCUAAAACUUGAAUAAUCUUGCGGAAUUACUUCACUUCCUGUUUCCUCAGCUCCUCCCGCCAUUCAGGUGCCGGCAGAGGACCUGUGUGUGGAGUCUGGCCAAUCAGCUACCUUCACCAUCAUCAUCACAGGAAGGCCCACCCCCGAGAUUCAGUGGUACAAGGUAGGGAAGCUUCAAACCAAUGUGCCUUCUCAAUCUAAGACCACCAUCAACUGAUUCACUGUUAUAAAUAACUUCAGACUAACCUUCAUUAUGAGAUGCUCCAUAUAAUUUCAGCAUAUCUGACACCGGACUAACCACACCCAUUUAUCAACCGAGCAGUAAUCUAUACUGAACAAAAAUAUAAACACAACAUGCAACAAAUUCAACAAUUUUACUGAGUUACAGAUCAUGUAAGGAAAUCAGUCAAUUGAAAUAAAUUCAUUAGGCACUAAUCUAUGGAUUUCACAUGACUGGGCAGGGGCACAGCCAUGGGUGGGCCUGGGAGGGCAUAGGCCCACCCAUUUGGGAGCCAAGCCCACCCACUGGGGAGCCAGGCCCAGCCAAUCAGAAUUCGUUUUAUUACAGAAAUAAAUACUCCUCAGUUUCAUGAGCUGUUCGGGUGGCUGGUCUCAGACAAUCCCGCUGGUGAAGAAGCCGGAUGUGGAGGUCCUGGGCUGUUGUCAUUACACGUGGUCUGCGGUUGUGAGGCUGGUUGGACAUACUGCCAAAUUCUCUAAAACAAAGUUGGAGGUGGCUUAUGGUAGAGAAAUGAACAUUCAAUUAUCCGGCAAUAGCUCUGAUGGACAUUCCUGCAGUCAGCAUGCCCAUUGCACGCUCCUUCAAAACCUGAGAUAUCUGUGGCAUUGUGUUGAGUGACAAAACUGCACAUUUUAGAGUGGCCUUUUGUUGUCCCCAGCACAAGGUGCACCUGUGUAAUGAUAAUGCUGUUUAAUCAGCUUCUUGAUAUGUCACACCUGUCAGGUGGAUGGAUUAUCUUGGCAAAGGAGAAAUGCUCACCUAUAGGGUUGUAAACAAAUUUGUGCACACAAUUUGAGAGAAAUACGCUUUUUGUGCGUGUGGAAAAUGUCUGGGAUCUUUUAUUUCAGCUCAUGAAACAUGGGACCAGCACUUUACAUGUUGCGUUUAUAUUUUUGUUCAGUAUACAUGGAUACUGUUGCCUGUGUAAUAUUUGGUGUCCUCCUCUACUGUUGGGAGUCUGGGACCCCUGUGCUGUCGUAGAAGUUGUACCUUAGUACUGUGUCUCUCUCAUAUGAUUGUAGGAUGGAGAGGAGCUGUUGGCCAAUGAGAAUGUGGAGGUGGUCCAGAAUGGUGCCCGCUGCUCUCUGACUGUGCUGUGCCCGGAGAGCGAGGACGGUGGCAUCUACACCUGCUGGGCCUAUAACAACUCAGGACACACCUCCUGUCAGGCUCAGCUCACAGUGGAGGAGGGUGAGGCCUCAGGACACACCUACGCAGUUUCUCAAAAGAUUCCCAUUCCCCUUGUACAGUAGUGCACAACUCUUUGCUAGAUCCAUACCACUGGGUACACACUGGUUGAAUCAACGUUGUUUCCACAUAAUUUCAAUGAAAUUAUGUUGAACCAACGUGGAAUAGACGUUGAAUUUACGUCUUUCUGUUUACUGUUCUUAUUGUUACAUUCAUUCAAGCUUGCUGAUACCAAAACUACGACAGUUUUAACCACUAUAUGCCUAGAAGAUGUGCAUCCUAAUCCGAAACCAACAUAACACCACAGACGUGAUCUUCUCUGGCUGGACUACCUGUGACUGCAUGACCAUGAUCCUCUUUUCUGUAGGUCCACUGGAGUCGCAGGAGAAGGAGGUGGAGCUUGGGAAGAGGAGGAAGCUGCUCUCUGUGUAUGACGUCCAUCAGGAGAUAGGGAGGUAAAUGCCGACUUUGUUGGGUAUCCUAUUUCACAAGUUGGCAGUCAAUCUGCAACUGUGGAGGUGACGCUCCCUUUAUCUGUGUCCCAAUGAUCUAAAAUGGCUUCCAUCCUUUGUCUCUUCUCCUUGUGUCUGUAGAGGCACAUAUGGGGUGGUGAAACGGGUUACCCACAGGAGGACUGGCGAGGGCUUUGCCGCCAAGUUCCUGCCCCUGAGGAGCAGUACAAGGACCAGGGCCUUCCAGGAGAGAGACCUGCUCUCCCGGUUGGCCCACCCCAGGGUGUCCUGUCUGCUGGACUUCUUCUCUACGCGCAGGACCCUGGUCCUGGUCACAGAAGUGUAUCCUUCAACAUGGCGCUUUUAG
Coregonus sp. 'balchen' is the source of this 8333-nucleotide messenger RNA. Lineage: Eukaryota; Metazoa; Chordata; Actinopteri; Salmoniformes; Salmonidae. The record is from the annotation of a GenBank genome assembly.